AUGUCUUUGAGAGAUCAGUUAGGCCAGAUAGCGGCCAACAACGCUACAGUAGCGUUUGAUCGAAAAAAAAGGCAGAAGCUCCACUCUGCCUCGUUAAUAUAUAAUCCAAACACUGCAGCUACACAGGACUUUGAUUUUAUCUACGAAAAUGCCAUCAGUUCUCUAGAGGAACUGAUUGAGGUGGAUUCUAGAUUUUCCGUGUUCCAGAGAUCUCUUUUUGGUACAUCAUCUGCCAGCAUUGACAGAAAUGUGCAAACUAAAGAUCAGAACCUCGAUUUGGAUCACGCCGUGAACUUGUACUUGAUAUUAGCGUCGUCUAAAUGGCACCUGUCGCCAACUUUGCAUGCCACGGAGUGGCUCGUGCGUCGUUUUCAAAUUCACAUUCACAACGCAGAGUGUCUUUUGCUCUCAACGAUGGACUAUUACCAAACACCGGUUUUCAAGCGUAUCCUCAACAUUGUCAAAUUGCCACCUCUGUUUAACGCACUGAGCAAUUUUGUAAGGACAGAUCGCGCGCCAUCGAGUCUCACGAUUAUCAAGCUUUUCAGCGACUCAGAUUUCUUGAAGGUGUACACACAGUAUUUGAGUAAAGUGAUAGAACAAAAAAUGGCUUACACCAACCAGCUACUAUUUACAAGCUGCUCUUUCAUCAACCUUAUUGCCUUCAGGUCUAACGAUUUGGACGCAUUGAAUGCAUUAGUACCCACAGUAUUGGAGAUUUGUGCAAAGCUUUUAGCUUCAGAUUUAGCAGAUUGCCAGAUAGCUGCCAAUACCAUCUUGGUGGUAUUUGGCACUGCAUUGCCUUUGAAAAAGGAGAUUGUUCUCGCAGCAGUAGAAACAAUUUUGGCUAAUUUGGUGGAUGAGAAAGCCAAAAGAUCCGCUUUUAUUUCGAUCGGAAAGCUUUUUCAGACUUUGAAGGGCCAUGGAAAUGUUGACCAGAUGCCAGUGAGCUUAUACAAGCUUUUCGACUCAAAGUUCAGCCUUGAAUCGUUGAUUAGACACCUCCUUGAUGCCGACAAACUCAUGAUAGACAAGUUUUUGACCUCUUAUGUCAGAUCGGUCUUGAGAUACGACCAUCCAAAGCUCAACUCUCUGAUAUCUCUUUUCAAAGUAGUUCAGUUAGAAGCUUUUGAGAGUAGGUUGAUAAUUCUCGAUUUGAUACAUUUGUCUGAAGUUUUUGAUGAUAAAAGGCUACUGGUAGACGUAUUUGAAUAUUUCGUUGCUCUCGAUGAAGAUCGAGUGAUUAAAUGCUUGCAUUCGCUAAACUUGGAUCCAGAAAUAUUUGAAUUGAGACUAACAACUUCCCUAUUCAAAUUGAAAGAGGGCAGCGUGGAUGGUCCUCUCAAAGAACUCGAGUCUUCCAAAGUUCUGGGUACCAUUUCACCUGUUGAACCCUUCAAAGAAUUUUUGAGUAGAAAUUCGAGCUACAUCAUAACAAAAGUCACAUCAGUCAUAAUUGAGGAAGAUGAGAAAUUUUCAAAACUACUUUCGCUCUAUGUAGAAGCAGUUUCAAAAGGCUUCAAAGCGGGACUGUUUCUGUCUUCUUUCUUCACCACUGUUGAAGGCAGACUUACUUUUCUGUUGAGGGUCAUCAUUUCACCAGCAGCUCCAGUAGCUCUUCGACUAGAGUCUCUAUCCAACCUCUCUAAGUCUAUUCAUCAGAUUGGUCAAGAUUCCAACUUGUUUAGUUUGGUUCCAAUUCUCAUCGCAGCCUUACAUGAUACUUCCAAAAACGUAAGGAACGCAGUAAAGCGGAUAUUGCAUCAGAUUGCUAAAAGACCUUUCACUAAGCAAUAUUUCCUCUCCAAUAAGCUGUACGGCGAUGUUGAUAUCCCCAUGAUCAGUCCAAAAGACGCCGAGUCUUGGAUAAUCAAAUUCCUAGAGGAUUACACGAUAGAAAACCACAAUAUCAAAAAUCUGGUCGUGCCGAAAAAGUUAGAAAAGGUUUUCACCAUUUUUUGGGCCAAUCAGGCCAAUUAUAUGCCACUACCACAUGCCAAGACGAUAUUCAUCCGAUUCAUCACUGGCUACAAAUCUUAUAAUUCAACUUAUUCAGCACUGUUUGAGAACAACCUCGGCAACUAUCUUGAAAAAAGAGGUCAGUGGGAGAAGAAGUGCAGCAACAACAAGACCAAUUUUGAGGAUUUUGAAAAGUCAAUCGUCUCAAUCAUUUCUGAAAAGGAGAAGAAUACCAAAAUCAUCCGCUUUGCUGAAGAUUGCUUGAAAUGUGAAUUCGAACAGCUGGCGACGUUGGUUUCUCGCCGCAUAACAGAAAUUUUCUCAAACCUCAAAAUAAUCCAUCAACAACAGCUUGUCAAAGAUGUGGUAGACUUGACAGCCGAGAGGGAGCUAUCUUACGAUUCUGUUGAGUUUUUGCAGUCUCUACCUCUAAACUCUGAAAUAUUUGUCUCAUUAUUCUCACAAUACCGCAUAAACGCAAAUGAAGAGGAUAUGAGCGAUAUAAUGAAGAAGAGAAGACGGAGAUCGUCUGCAAGUAAGGCUGCUUUACAGAGAGAAGAGGUCUCCCAAAUUGCAGAACUCCAUUUGCGUAAGCUUACUGUCACUCUGGAAGCAUUGGAUCACAUUAAACCCAUCGGAUCAGAGCAGUUAUUGUCAGCUUUGUUCAACGCACUUUCUGACCUAGAAACUCUUGGCCAAGACGGCGGCCUCCCUGUACUUUACGCACAAGAAACCUUGUCAUCUUGUAUGCUAUCGAUCAUCUCUUCUUUAUCACUUGAUAAAAAAUCACAGUUGCGGUCCCUAAGGGCUGACGUCGUUGUAUCGGCCAUCACGUCCUCUACUUCUCCUCAAGUACAAAACAAGCUCUUGUUAGUAAUUGGAGAACUGGCCAAACUAAGUCCCGAAAUAGUUCUACAUUCAGUGAUGCCAAUUUUCAUAUUCAUGGGCGCCAAGACCAUCCGACAGGAUGACGAAUACUCAAGCUACGUUGUUGAAAGAACUAUUCAACUUGUGGUACCAGCUCUGUUGCAAUCGAAGUCAGGAAGCAACAAAGCUGAAGAAAUAGAAUUUCUACUCAUCAGCUUUGCCACCGCAUUUAGCCAUGUCCCAAGGCAUAGACGUGUUAAGCUUUUCACAACUUUUGUGAAGACUCUUGGUGCGACCGACGCUCUUGGACCAUUUUUGUUUCUGAUCGCCCAGCAGUACUCCUCUCUGGUUCAAAAAUAUAAGAUAUCUGAGAGUAAAAGUGUUUUGGAAUUUACCAAAACCUUUUUAACGAAGUUUUCGGUUUUGAAUCAAUUGACAGGAGUUCACAAGCUGCUACUCCUGCUAAGCUCAUUGUCGGAGAACUGGUCCGAGGAAGAAAAAUCGCAACAUUUUUCUAAGACACUGUUCUCCAAUGGGAUUUUGAACUCUUCUGAAGUAGAAAUUUUGGCUCUUAAAAAAAAUGGUCUUCAAUUCGUCGACAAUAUUAUUGUUGAAGAUGAAGCAGACUACCAAAGUUCAGACAACUUAAAAUUGAAGAUAAUGGGGGCUCUAUGGGAUAGCUCGAAUGACAAACAUCUUCAGGAUGAGGUCAAAUCUAAUUUUGGUGCUGUUUUGAAAACAACUUUGAAUUUGCUGAAUGCUUCUGCUACGAUUGCAGAUGUUCCUUUCGAAAACCAAGAGCUUGUGCCCAGAGGCGAGGCUUCUGAAAUGCGGGACAACAUCCGCGAACUCUUAUUCCGAAUAUUGGGACAUGUGCUUGAUCUUUUGCCAAUCAAAGAUUUUACGUCUGCUACUCUACCCCUUCUUGCCACCGAUGGCUCUGAUGACACUAUCAGAAAUCAUCUAAUUCUGGUCUUAGCAUCAAAGUUCAGACUAGAACCUGGUGAGUCCGUGGUUUUCGCUAACCAGGUCAUCGAGACUCUCUGCACGAUCAUUGAUGAAGACUCAAAGAACGAUGGCAUUGUUCAAGUAUCUCUCAAUACCAUCGAGUCUUUGGUUGGUAAAUACGGGGAUAGAAUAGACGCUGGGCUCAUUAUAAGAGGUAUGAAAAUUUCCAGUGAGCUACUUCUAUCUCAUAAAAUGGAAAUCGAAGUUUCCUCGCUAGCUGUCUUGACAAGUGGUAUUCAGGCGCUAGGCGUCAAAGCGAUAGCAUUUUAUCCCAAAAUUGUUGUACCCGCGUUGCAGAUUUUUAAAGAGCUGGAAAGUAGUGAGGCAGACGUUAAGGAGCAAUUACAAUUAGCCAUUAUUCUGAUUUUUGCAUCGAUGGUCAAAAGAAUCCCUGCAUUCCUAUUAUCGAACUUGGUGGACGUAUUGAGAGUAGUAUUUUUCUCGAAUGAAGUUGAAAACUCUGUUCGUUUGUCCGUUAUCGCAUUGGUUGUCGAGCAUAUCGAACUAAAAGAAGUUAUGAGGGCUCUCAGCAAAGUUUGGUUCUCCGAUGUAAACAAAACCAGCGAUGCAACCGCUCUUUCUCUGUUUUUGACCGCUCUCGAGUCUACUGUGGACACAAUUGACAAGAAAUCCGCCACAUCUGAGUCACCUGUAUUUUUCAAGCUGCUUUUGGCUUUAUUUGAGUUUAGAGCGACUAGCAAGCUUGAUCAUAACACUAUCAGCCGUAUCGAGGCUUCAGUUCACAAUAUAGCGAACGCAUAUGUUUUGAAGCUGAACGAUAAGGUUUUUAGACCGCUUUUCGCGCUUAUGGUAAGAUGGGCGUUUGAUGGAGAGGGCGUCAGCAAUGGUGGGAUUAGCCAAACACAACGGUUGUCGGCUUUCUUCAAGUUCUUCGGUAGAUUACAGGAGCACUUGAAAGCCAUUAUCACCCCUUAUUUCACAUACCUUUUGGACCCUACAGUUGGGCUAUUAAAGUCGUUCAGUAAGGGCGAUAUCUCAGACGCUGGCUUACGUCGUUUGGUUCUUCACUCGCUUACCUCGUGCUUUAAAUACGACAGGGAAGAAUAUUGGAAGUCCACGUCGAGAUUUGAGCUGAUCUCGGAGUCUCUGAUAGCUCAAUUGGUCAAUAUUGAGCAGCCAGUGGGCCGCUACCUAGUCAAGGCCAUCAGCUCCCUGGCCAUGAACAAUGCAGGUGCAGAUGAACACAACAAGGCCAUGAAUGUGAUGUUGAUUUCGCACAUGAAGUCCAAUCGCUCGAGUUCCGAGAAGCUGUGGGCCGUUAAGACUGUCAAAACUAUCUAUUCGAAGGUUGGAGAGGCCUGGCUCUCGUUUUUACCGCAACUGGUGCCAAUAAUUGCAGAAUUGCUUGAAGACGACGACGAAGAAGUAGAAUACGAAGUUCGGUCCGGAUUGGUCAAGGUUGUUGAAAAUGUCUUAGGCGAACCUUUUGAUAGAUACUUGGACUGA
Messenger RNA from Lachancea lanzarotensis, 5301 nucleotides. RefSeq names its product LALA0S01e01948g1_1 (gene UTP10). Gene Ontology annotation, biological process: maturation of SSU-rRNA from tricistronic rRNA transcript (SSU-rRNA, 5.8S rRNA, LSU-rRNA); positive regulation of transcription by RNA polymerase I. The record is from RefSeq and is a predicted model, not a curated record. Lineage: Eukaryota; Fungi; Ascomycota; Saccharomycetes; Saccharomycetales; Saccharomycetaceae. The transcript has a single exon. Gene Ontology annotation, cellular component: small-subunit processome; 90S preribosome; t-UTP complex. Gene Ontology annotation, molecular function: snoRNA binding. The coding region runs from base 1 to 5301 and encodes 1766 amino acids.